AUGAACUGGAGGUUUAUUGAGGUCAUCUGCUUCCUGUUUAUAUGGGACCAUAUAACAGUUCAGUCUUCCCGCCAGGACCCAUUGGCCACUGAGCAACAUGUCACCAAGCAAUAUGACUGGCUCAUCUCUGACCGUGGACCUUUCCACCACUCUCGGAGUUAUCUGUCCUUUGUGGAAAGAUUCCGCCAAGGAUUUACGACCAGAUAUAAAAUUUAUAGGGAAUUUGCACGUUGGAAGGUGAGGAACACAGCAAUCGAGAGAAGGGACCUGAUCCGGAACCCCGUGCCACUCAUGCCUGAGUUCCAGCGCAGCGUACGCUUACUGGGCCGCAGACCCACCACUCAGCAGUUCAUCGACACCAUCAUUAAGAAAUAUGGAACCCAUAUUCUCAUCUCAGCCACCCUGGGAGGAGAGGAGGCACUGACUAUGUACUUGGCCAAAAACAAGCUGGACAGGAAGCUUGCCAACGCUACUCAGAAUGUGGAAGCCCUUCAUCAGCUGGCCUCGUCAUACUUCAUUGACCGAGACGGCACCAUGAGGAAGCUGCAUGAGAUCCAGAUUUCCACCAAUGCCAUCAAGGUGACAGAGACACGGACAGGGCCACUGGGAUGCAGCAGCUAUGACAAUCUGGACUCAGUUAGCUCAAUCCUUCUGCAGAGCCCUGAGAGCAAGCUUCAUCUGCAAGGUCUUCAGGUCAUUUUCCCAGAAUACCUGCAGGAGAAAUUUGUCCAGUCAGCUCUGAGCUACAUUAUGUGCAAUGGAGAGGGAGAGUACGUGUGCCGUAACAACCAGUGCAUCUGUCAGUGCGCCGAGGAGUAUCCCCAAUGCAACUGUCCCAUCACCGACAUCCAGAUCAUGGAGAACACCCUGCUGGGGAUGUCUGAGUCAUGGGCUGCCUCUUAUAAAGACUUUGAGAACUCUGAUGAGUUCAAGUCCUUCCUGAAGAGGCUGCCCUCCACUCACUUCCUGCCCAUCAGCAGUGUGCAUCUCCUGUGGGGCAGCGACUGGGACCUGCAAGCCCGCUACAGGCUCCUCCAGAGCUCCCUGGAGAUUCAGCGGCUCAAGAUUCAGAGCACCGCCCGCAAGCUCUUUGGCCUCAGCAUCCGUUGUCACCACAACCCAAACCACCAGAUGCCUAGGGAGAGGUCUGUGAUGCAGUGGCUCAACAGGGUUCAGUCCUUCCUCUACUGCAAUGAGAAUGGGUUCUGGGGGACCUUCCUGGAGAGCCAAAGGACAUGUGUGUGCCACACAGGUGUCACCCUGUGCCAGCGACCCAUCCCUUGUGUCAUAGGUGGCAACAAUAGCUGUGCCAUGUGCAGCCUGGCAAACAUCUCACAAUGUGGCUCCUGCAACAAGGGCUACAAGUUGUACCGUGGUCGCUGUGAGCCCCAGAAUGUGGACUCAGAGCGUAGUGAGCAGUUCAUCAGCUUUGAAACUGAUCUGGACUUUCAGGACCUCGAGCUCAAAUACCUGUUACAGAAAAUGGAUUCGCGACUGUACAUUCACACUACUUUCAUCAGUAAUGAGAUCCGCCUAGAGACCUUCUUUGACCCUCGAUGGCGUAAGCGCAUGUCCCUGACUCUCAAAAGUAACAAAAACCGGAUGGACUACCUCCAUAUGAUAAUCGGUCUAUCGAUGAAGAUCUGCCAGAUGCGAAAUAGCAGUAUUGACCCCAUGUUCUUUGUUUACGUCAACCCAUUCAGCGGAAGUCACUCAGAAGGCUGGAGCAUGCCCUUUGGUGAACAUGGUUACCCACGCUGGGAAAAAGUACGACUUCAGAACUCCCAGUGCUUCAACUGGACUCUCCUGCUAGGCAACCGGUGGAAGACCUUCUUUGAGACGGUGCACAUCUACCUGCGUAGCCGUGCUAAGAUCCCAACUGGCCUACGCAACGACACAGGACAAGGCCCAGUGGAUCUUGCAGACCCUAACAAGCGCCAGAUCUACAUAAAAAUAUCUGAUAUCCAAGUGUUCGGCUACAGUCUGCGCUUUAAUGCCGACCUGCUCCGAAGUGCUGUGCAGCAGGUUAACCAGUCAUACACACAAGGAACUCAGUUCUACUCAUCCUCAUCUGUUAUGCUCCUGCUACUGGACAUUAGGGAUCGGAUUAACCGCUUAGCCCCUCCAUCUGCACCUGGCAAACCCCAGCUGGACCUCUUCUCUUGUAUGCUAAAGCAUAGGCUCAAGCUCAACAACAGCGAGAUGAUUCGAGUAAAUCAUGCCUUGGACAUGUACAGCACAGAGAUACUAAAACAAUCAGAUCACCUGACUGCUAAACUCUGUUGA
Toxotes jaculatrix (banded archerfish) is the source of this 2286-nucleotide messenger RNA. It is a transcript of the gene brinp1, whose product is annotated as bone morphogenetic protein/retinoic acid inducible neural-specific 1. The coding region runs from base 1 to 2286 and encodes 761 amino acids. The transcript has 7 exons. Gene Ontology annotation, biological process: negative regulation of mitotic cell cycle; positive regulation of neuron differentiation. NCBI's taxonomy places the organism in Eukaryota, Metazoa, Chordata, Actinopteri, Toxotidae. The record is from RefSeq and is a predicted model, not a curated record.